This is a messenger RNA of Plasmodium vivax (malaria parasite P. vivax), 1432 nucleotides long. Its product is annotated as tryptophan-rich antigen (Pv-fam-a). The coding region runs from base 350 to 1330 and encodes 326 amino acids. The transcript has 3 exons. The record is from RefSeq and is a predicted model, not a curated record. Lineage: Eukaryota; Apicomplexa; Aconoidasida; Haemosporida; Plasmodiidae.
ACUUCAGUUCAUGUUUAUAUUUAUAUUGACACUCGCAUGAGAGAACCAUUUUAGAAAAAUAAAACAUUUAGAUGUAGAUUGAUUCUUCAGAAAAUGCAUUUUUUAGAAUAACAAGAAUUUCAUUCCAGUUGAACUCUUCUUCUUUAUUUUACGUUUCCUUGCCGUAGUUUUUUGAUUUUUUUUUUUUUUUUUAAAAUAUAGGAAAAUAGCAAUUUUUUCUAGUUCUCUUUUAUUUUUUUCAUACAUCUCAUAAGAGAGAAGUCUUUAGAGGCACCGCCGUUCUUAAUCGAUUAUUUUUCUUUCCCCCCCUACCUUAAUUAACCAAACUAACUCGCCAAGAAUAGCCACCAUGGAAGCAGCUAGAGGUGUCAGCGGCCUCGUGCCAAGUUCCAACUCUCUCCAAGAGAUAACCUUAAGGUACAAAGAUAAACUCCUAAAUAUGGAUAAGGAGCAGAUGAUCCUAACUUUGGGUGUCACCAUGAUUGCCAUCACAUCCGCCGUUGCCUUUGGCGUUCUUGCCACGCAUGGAGAUAUCAAUGACUUCCUAGGAGUCGAAUCCGAUGAGGAAAGCGAAAAAAAAAAAGAAAUCGUAGAAAAAUCUGAAGAGUGGAAAAGAAAAGAAUGGAGCAACUGGCUGAAAAAAUUGGAACAAGACUGGAAAGUAUUCAACGAAAAGCUACAAAAUGAAAAAAAAACUUUUUUAGAAGAAAAAGAAGAAGAUUGGAACACAUGGAUAAAAUCAGUAGAAAAAAAAUGGACCCACUUUAACCCUAACAUGGAUAAAGAAUUCCACACCAAUAUGAUGAGGAGGUCUAUAAAUUGGACCGAGUCUCAGUGGAGAGAAUGGAUCCAAACUGAGGGAAGACUCUACCUCGAUAUCGAAUGGAAGAAAUGGUUUUUCGAAAACCAAUCUCGUUUAGACGAAUUAAUUGUAAAAAAAUGGAUUCAGUGGAAAAAAGACAAAAUCAUCAACUGGUUAAUGUCUGAUUGGAAACGAGCGGAACAAGAACACUGGGAAGAAUUUGAAGAAAAGUCAUGGUCCUCCAAAUUCUUUCAAAUUUUCGAAAAAAGAAAUUAUGAAGACUUUAAAGAUAGAGUUAGUGACGAAUGGGAAGAUUGGUUUGAAUGGGUAAAAAGAAAAGAUAACAUUUUUAUUACCAACGUUCUAGACCAAUGGAUAAAAUGGAAAGAGGAAAAGAACCUUCUCUACAACAACUGGGCGGAUGCCUUUGUCACCAAUUGGAUAAACAAGAAACAGUGGGUCGUCUGGGUAAAUGAGAGAAGAAACUUGGCCGCAAAGGCGAAAGCUGCAUUAAAUAAAAAAAAAUAAUCACACAAAAAAAAAGAAAAAGCGCUCAAAAUGAAUAAUGUGCGCACUACGCCCUUUUUUGUUCUGCCGAAUGGACACCUUACCCGCUGCGCGACGGGUCAC